UUUUUCAAUUUUUGACCAAGAAUAUUGUGGAAAUGGAGACAACUAAUUUUCUUUUUAAUUUUAAAUAAAUGUUUGAUUGUAGUAUUGGACUGACAAAAAAAGCGCCAUUAAAAAAAAAGUUGCAGCACGCUCUGCUGCUAGGCGUAGGACUGGUGGUGGGGUGGAGGACGAAAUGAUGCUAACUGAGGUUGAGGAAAGGAUUGUUGCUUUGUGUGGUGGUGAAAGCUUUUCCACAGGAGAUGCACAUUUAGGCAUUCAGCCGUUUCCGGAAAAUGAUACGCCGUCUCCAUCACCCGAAGCACAACCUAUAUACAAUACUAAUGAUGACAACAUUAAUGUACCACAACAACAGCAGAGUCAGGCACGGCCUACUGAGGAAUCAGCAGCUAUUGUAUUUUAUGAUUCCGCCCUGAUUGAGGACAGUCCAGCACCUCGAAAUUACAGACCACCAGCUAGUGCAAUUUCGAGAAAACUGUUUGCUUCCUCAUCCAGCUCCAUUGUUGGAACUAGCCAAAGCAUUUUACGGAAUAACCAGUUAGACAACACUCCUCCUCCAAAUCCUCAUGUUUAUCAUCCCAGCCUGUCCCCUCCAACUGUAACACUUUCCCAUACGCCCACACCUUUACCUUCACGCCGUGGUUCCACCCCAGUAGCCUCCCCAGUCAUUCCAAGAACUGCGGCUUCAUCAUGUAGGUAAAAAAUACAUUUAAACAGCAUUCUCUACCAUUAGAUCGAGAAUUUUAAAAUGUAAAUAUUUAGUCAUUCUCCUCCAUGACUGAGAGAUUCCUGAGGUUGGAAGAACAGCAGCUGGAGAUACAAAGAUUGAAUACGCAGAUCAUGCAGUCCUUUCUGGAGAGGAGUGCAGAGAGGGACAGAAUUUUUGCUGAAGCUGUAGCUGCAGUCGGUCAAGGGCUGCAAGCAUUGGCAGAGGCCGUCAACAGAGAUAGGAAUUCUCCUCCAUGACUGAGAGAUUCCUGAGGUUGGAAGAACAGCAGCUGGAGAUACAAAGAUUGAAUACGCAGAUCAUGCAGUCCUUUCUGGAGAGGAGUGCAGAGAGGGACAGAAUUUUUAGAUUAAAGUUGUCUCAAAAGGGAUUCAGCGUUUGGCUUCGGCCUAAACUAAACUUCGAGGUCCUAAACUAGGUAAAUUGUUAUAGGUGGUUGAACAAUAAAUAAGCUAAUUUACAUAA
This is a messenger RNA of Helicoverpa zea (corn earworm), 1189 nucleotides long. RefSeq lists its product as uncharacterized. The record is from RefSeq and is a predicted model, not a curated record. The transcript has 5 exons. Lineage: Eukaryota; Metazoa; Arthropoda; Insecta; Lepidoptera; Noctuidae. Bases 173 to 697 code for a protein of 174 amino acids.